This is a messenger RNA of Scatophagus argus, 6397 nucleotides long. RefSeq names its product synaptopodin. Lineage: Eukaryota; Metazoa; Chordata; Actinopteri; Scatophagidae. Bases 1025 to 4468 code for a protein of 1147 amino acids. The transcript has 4 exons. Gene Ontology annotation, cellular component: actin cytoskeleton; nucleus; Z disc. Gene Ontology annotation, biological process: positive regulation of actin filament bundle assembly. The record is from RefSeq and is a predicted model, not a curated record. Gene Ontology annotation, molecular function: actin binding.
ACAGGUGAGCAGCAUGACUAAACCAACACACACCAAACAACCAAACAGGAAGGAGUACUGAAUCCUGGACUUUAAACUGUCACUGCUGCAGACUUUGUCACCUGCAGCCAAUUAUUUUUACGGGGUGGUUCUGGACAGAAAAUGGACAUGGAGAGGCAUUAGAUAAACUACAGCAACCUCUCAUUCCCUGAGCAGUCCCUAUGUACAGCUGAAGCGCAAUCCACCAAACUAAAACACUGACAGAUUUAACUAACUUUAAUUAAAUAUAUUUGAGCUCCGGAUACAAGCAAGUCUCGGGAAUGACCUUUCAUGAGUGAGAUGUUAUUCGUCACAUGCACCCAACAGCAAGAAGCGACCAUAUGCACCAUUGCCCUUCACUUCACUGUACAGUUAUGAUCUCCAGGAUAAAGAGCAGAUCCUCUCCUCUCAAAGAAAAGUAAAUUGUACUUUGGAGAUUGAGAUGCAGCUUGUUUUGGUGACUAAAAUAGCAGAGGAGAAAGAGGAAUGUCUGAGAAAAAAGGGAGUAUUAGAGAGAUGCAAAGGAGAAGACUGGGCUGAUUAUCGUCCCUCGUUGCCAGAAUUUUAAGAGAACACAACAAACUUGUGCAAUUUUUAUGGCGCCUGUCCAUGGGAACACAUCCAAGGCACAUUGGAGCUGACCCUCCUGGGAGGUCCUAUUAGAUAGAUAAUAAUACUUCAUGAAUACCAAAGUGAGAACACACUUCUUCCAUCAGAUUUCAGCUGACUACAGGACAACAUUUGGAAAGAUUAUUGCUGAAGGCUGAGCCGUGACCGGAAGAAGCAUCUUGGAAAACUGAGCUACUCCUUUCCUUGUCCCGUUUUGCUUUCUUGUUGCUCUAAACCUAUUCACAAACAGCCAGUAAGGACUAAAUCUUCCAUCUUCCAACUGGACAGGCAGUUUCAUCUUAUCAGAAAAAGAUUGAGCUGACUGGAAACAUUCGCAUAUCCUCCUUCUGAGGGCUUUUGUUUGUGCUGCUGCGCAAGCAUUUUACUGUGGGUAGCAAUGGAGAAGGGACAUACGCCUAUCAGGAGAGGGGUGAGCUGGAGUCCAGGAGGACUGAGGAAACCUCUCCAGGCAACGCAAAACAUGCACACUCCUGGGACAGCUUGCAGUGCAUCAUGGGAGAAGACAGGAUUCAACAAAGAACAGAUGAGUCGGAAAACAAAUCUUUCACGGAGCGCCAGUUUAUCAGAGAAGGAACUAAAGGAGGCUCGUGUCAGGAGUCAAAUCAUUGCUGCUCAGCUCAACAUCCCUUCCAACUCAAGCUCCAGAGGUGUGCAGCUCUUCAACCGGCGCAAGCAGAGGGUUAACGCUUUCACUCUCGAAAGCUGUGGAGAAGGGUCAGGGGAGGACAGAGCUGAGAAUGUGAAAACCGACCCUUCAUCUAACAAACUAACAUGGGCAGAGAGGAGCAGUGAGGAAAAGGACAGAGACCUGAACUUUAAAAAUAGUGCUACUAAGCCACUGUCAAAACCUGGGAGGGUGCUUUUAGUAGGUGAAAUCACGGAGGACCCAGAUAAGGAUUUCCACAAGGAAGAUAACAUGGAGGACUGUGUUAUCCAAGAGAGACAUUUCCUCCCUGUCAAGGAAGAGCAGGAGGAAGAGGAAGAGGCAACAGAUAACAUCUACGAGGAGCCUGAGGACAAGGUCAAGGAGAUUCCCCCUGGAAGUAAUAAUACUGAUCCAGUCCCAAUUGGACUUGCUGAAGGUGAAGCAAAGAUAAAUGGGGGCCACACAGGGCCAGUUCCUGCUGGAAAGCUUCUUAAUGGCAGCCGCAGUACCUCUGGACCCGAGAAAGUGUCUGUGUCCACAUCCAAGCAGACAAGCACCAUUAUCAAUAGAACUGCUAGGCCCUUUUUCUCUCCACUGACAGUGCAGUCUCCAGAGGCAGUUAGCCCUGUCAUGGACAUUCCCCCUCCUCCUUCUUACGCCACUCCUCCUCUUCCUGCUUUCACUGCUUCCCAGCCUGUGGUGCUCUCACCUCCACCUCCUCCUCCAUCAUAUCCCACACCUCCUCUCCCAGCCUUUACAAACCAGCCCCCGCAGACCUACUACUCCAGUCCAUCUCCGAUCUCUCCCGUCAUGUCCCCUUCAUCCCUUCCACCACCUCAGUGUCCUGUUGCUUCUCAAUACCCACCCUCACUCCACCAUGGUCCUCCCACAGCUCCAAAGCCCUCCACCUUUGUUCCUCAGUCUGCUGGAGAGAGGAAACCAAUAACACAGAUUAAAACAGGAAUACUCGAGGAGGGCGCUGCUAGAAGGGCAAAUAGGAAGUCAAUGUUCACUUUCAAAGAGAAGCCAGUGGUACCUCCAAACCCCGAGCUGCUCUCUCUGGUUCAGGGAGCUGAUGAAAGGAAAAAACAUGGACAGAGGUCUGUGCCUGAGCCAUCAUCUGAGGAAGAGUUGCUGGCUUUGGGUGCAGAGGCCUCCAAUUUCCUUGCCAAGGAAGAGGACAGGACCGAAGAGGCAAGAGCUCCAGAAUGGGCCUCUUGCCUCAAGAGCUCCAGGACCCGACCAAGGGCAGAGCACAGACCAGAGCAGACCCUCACCAAUGUUUCAGGAAAGGGGGCUGAGCUGUUUGCCAAGCGUCAGUCCAGGAUGGAGAAAUAUGUUGUUGAGAAACAAAACACCGGACAAAUUAGGUCUCCUUCUCCCACAAUGUCUCUGCCUCCAUCUUGGGUGUACCCAUCAAAUAUGCCUGGCAGGGUCAAGGCUAUUGCUAAAAACUCUGACAUGAAUGCUCAGCUUUCACAAAACCUUAAGACCCAACAAGCAGUCAAGCAAAAACCAAGGCAAAAAGCUCCAGCACCAGAACCAGUUCCAGAGCCUCCUCCUUUAGAGAAUGGUUGCUCCAAGAUAGAAAUGGACCUGUCAAGGCACCAGCCUUACCAGCUUAACUCUUCCCUGUUCAUCCUUAAUCCAGUUAAGGACCCGAUCAGUACCCUCCCCAGAGGAGCACCUCAGCCCAAGAACCAGAUUUCUACCCAGCCAUUCUCUAGACAGACUUCCUUACCUAAUCAGGCUCCUUCUCAUUUCAGUACCCAGUGUAUGUCCCCACAACUGUCUCUUAGCCCUAUGAGAGGAGGAUCAGAAUAUCCACCAAGUCCAGUAUCUGGGCAACUGAGGAUCAGCUCUCCCACGUCUGCCUUUUCUCCAGAGCGAGUGUCCUCUCCUCGGUCAGGGGUCCAGGCACCAAGGCCCACAUUUUCUGCCAAGAAGGCAGGGAUUGCACCACAGACACCAAAGGCCUCCCCGGUUGAAACCCCCAGUGAAACUCCACCUCCAACCAGGACAUCCAGCCUCACCAGAUGUUUCAACAGUCCAGAGGGCCCCACCACUGAACACUGGGCUCCCAGCCUCCAAACUAAUUGCCCCUCCACUUACACCCCCACAUGCUCAGUUACUUCCCCUGUAUCUUCUCCCAGGGGUACAGGAUGCCAGUCCCCUGUGACUAGUCAGAAUAUCCAGUUUUCCACAGUAACCUCCACGGCAACAUCCACACCCUCCCAAACAUCUACAGCCACCACUUCACGUUCUCCUCCUUGGAGUUCAAGGUGUCAGUCCCCAAUGAUGAGCCAGAAUACCCAGUCUUCUGGCAUCUUCUCCAUUCCUAGUUUCAAACCUGCCCAAACUUUUGUGACUACUUCACCUCUUUAUCCUCCUUGGGGUUCAAGGUGCCAGUCUCCUGUAGUAAGCCAACACACCCAAUCUUCCCCUGUCUCCUCCACACUCACAUCCAGACCCUCCCAGAGCUCCACAGCCACAUCCCCAUGCUCUCCUCUUUGGGGAUCAAGAUGCCAGUCCCCAAAGGUAAGCCAGAAUACCUCUACUGUUGUCUCCAUUUCCACACCCAGACCAAACCAAACAUCUACAGUCACAUCUCCUGUCUCUCCACCUUGGGGUUCACGUUCCCAGUCUCCUGCACUUUCUCAGACCAGUUUACCCUUCUCCACUACUAGACCUCUGCACACAUCCUCUGCCACCUCUCCUGUUUCCCCACCAAAAGACAGCCGCUGCAUGUCCCCCAUCAUUAAUAACCUAGACUCUAAAGCUAACCAUCGCCUCCUGGCCAAAAACAUCAUCAAUGCAGCCAAACGUAAAAACAGUCCCUCUCCUGGAGCACUAAACAGUCACAGUCUCCCCAUCUCACCUUUGGGGAAUUCCCACCAUGGUUAUGACUGUCACAAACCACCUAUCAGCCCUUUCCAGUCGCGGUCAUUGGGGGCUCAGUCACCUACCUUCACCAGCCCUCCUCCCACCCCAACGCAGAGGAUCUGCUCCCCCGUGAGGCUCUACAACACGCGAUCCCUCACUGACUCUGAUGCAUCUGUCGAGUCUGAAGACUCAGGCCUCCGAUCACCUGGCCUGCACUCCUACAACACUUGUCCCCGCGGCUGGGGUGGUAGCAUGAGGGUAAAGAGAAGCACCGUCUCCACUGACCUGUGAGGAUUCUCCAGCCAAUUAAAGCAUUAUUUAACUUUUCAUAGGCCUUUGUGGCAUUGGUUCAACCAGUUAAAGAGUUUCUGAUGGCGGUUUAUCAGACCAAUAUUAGAUAAGUUAUCUUUCUGUAACUUUGAAAACUGAUCUUAUUGUGUCACAGUAGAGUUAGUAUUUCAUAUGACUCACAUUCUUAGUAUGGACUGACAAGAACAAGCUUUUACAUGCUGUGGCUUGUACGCUUCUUACAUACCAAAAAAGUGCGAAAGACUCAAAAUAACCAAAGAUUACAAUGAAUGUUAUACUUUUUAUAUCUUACACCAACAAACAUACUCUCAUAGCCACUGUUCUAAUUAAGUAGAGUUUGUGAAAAGGGGUAUUGGUUUUAAAUAUUAUUAAUGAAUUGUUAUGUUUGCUGGUCUGACGCAAGUCAAAAAAGGGAGAGACUUGAAGAUUUUAAGGCAUAGAAGGGAUUCAUGGAAUGAAUAAUCCAUAAAUAUGUAGCACAAUGGACUGUGCACUGCUUUGGUCUCUUUGUACUGUAAUAGUAAAGGAUCAAAUUUAACUAUACAUUGAACACUGAUUUGCAUUGGGUAAAACAAGUUUUUCCAUGACAAAAAACACAGCGGUAGGUGGUAAACAUGCUAUUCAUAUUAUCAUACAUCGUCAAACAGACUAUUUCGCUUUUUAAUCAAUGGAAAAUAAAUCAUAUGCAUAAUUGUUGCAGUGCAAUAAUCAGGAUGUAUAUACUUUGCUUUUGUGUACUGCAUUUGCUAAAAUGAAUGUAAGUUUUACAGGCGGAAUGACAGAAUGACGAAAAAAAGGGAGUGUUGAGUAUGAAGAGUUAUGUCAAGGUUGGAUGGGGCAUUGGCGCACCUGCUCAAUUGAACACUGAUCACGUUCAAGACAAAAAGAUUUCAAAAUUUUUACGAGUUGGACAACAAACAAAUAUUAGCUGUUAAUGUGCAAAUUUAAUGGUUCAUUGACUGUAGUAUUCAUAUUAGCAACUGAUGUAUGUAUGCCAAAGUUUUGUUGCUUUUGCUGACCACAAACAGUGACUCUAUUCCAAAUAAGUAAUGAGGAACAGAUUAGCAUAUUUUGUGGCUGUACUUAUUGUACAAUGUGUCUGUUUGAAUGAGGUGUAGAAGCAAAUGUGUAUGUGACACAAGCAGAGAAGGUACAACAAAACGUUGUUAAACUUUCAUAGCAAAAAUAGGGUAGAUGAAUGUUGUAUGUUUUGAAAGCAUUUGUGAGAAAAGGAUCAGAGGAAUGGAUUCUAUUUUACAUUCUCUUUAACUUCUAAAGGUUUUUAUACUUGAUUUGCACUUGUGUUAAUUCCAUUUCAAUUGUUUAAGGCAUUGUUUAAUACUUGAUUUGCUCAAGCAGGUGUAAUUCAUAAAUAAAACGUGAUAAUGUAAAUCUCAGAACAUUCCUGCACAAUUCAACAUGUUGACGUGCUGGUGGAUAUUAGCAGUAAACAUGACUGCUGCCUGCAAACCACAUGGCUUUCUGUUUUAAGUGUGGGCUCUUUGAAAGCCAUUUUAUUCUGUUCCCAACAUUCCCAGUCCUGUAACAACACACACAAAAAGUCAUUCCUUCACUACCUGACAUGCAGGCCAAAAGCAUCAGCACAUUUCUAAAUAUUAACUUCUGUGUGUCAUUUGAGUGACAGGGACACCUGCUACAUGGUGACCUGGCUCCUUCAGCAGAAUUUAACCUAUCACUGUCAUAGAUUGGUUUCAACCGGGGUCACCUCUCGACAAACCAAACACUGCUGCAUCAAAUGCAGAAAAUAAUCCUUUGCUGUUUUAAAUUUUGCAAGCAGGUUUUGGGGAGCUCAGUGAUUGCAUAUCUGCGUUUUUGAAUACAGCUAAUUUCUCCUCUCAUUUCGCAAGUGUAUGAUGUCUGAAAAUUAAAGUGUUGAUGCACCAAUUUAAA